UAGGAGACGUUACGUCAUCAGAAUGCGCGCUGGUUUAAGAGGUGGCAGAUGCCUCUUCGAAAUAACAGCCAUCAGUCGUCUACUUGAGACCUGUUUCUCUUCUCAUACUGCUGAAGAGCAGCUGUUGGGAUGCCAAAGAAGUUCCAGGGCGAGAACUCCAAGGCGGCCACAGCCAAAGCCCGUAAGGCCGAGGUGAAGGCAGUGGCAGACGCCCGCAAGAAGCAACAGGAAGAGGAUGCUCUGUGGCAAGAAACCGACAAACUUGUUCUCAAAAAGGGGCAGAGAAAGGAUGAAAAGGAAAAGAAGAGGCUUGAGCUUUUGGAAAGGAAAAAGGAAAACCAACGUCUUCUGGAUGAGGAGACUUCUACCAUAAAAGGCAGAGCCCAGAGGGAGGCUGGACCUGGCGGCAAAGUGACUCGUGCCCAGAUCGAGGAUGUGCUUCAGAACGAGCUACAGCAACAGCAGGAGCUCAAGCCAAAAGAAAAGAGCCAUCUGGAAACUCCACUGGAAGAGAAUGUGAACAGGAUCAUCCCUGAUGAAGGAACCGUGGAAGCCAGAUCAGUAGAAGAUGCCAUCGCUGUGCUCAGCACGGGGCCUGAGGAUUUGGAUCACCACCCGGAGCGGAGGAUGAAAGCAGCGUUUGCUGCCUUUGAGGAGGCCAACAUGCCUCGCCUAAAACAGGAGAACCCUAACAUGAGGCUGUCGCAGCUGAAGCAACAGUUGAAAAAGGAAUGGAUGAAGUCGCCAGAGAACCCCCUGAACCAGCGCUUUUCCUCCUACAACUCAAAGUGAUUGCACUGUUUAGCCCCUUUAGCUCCAUUUGAAAACUGUCUGCCUAUGCACAUAGGAGACUCUAAUUUCAUUUAAAAAUGGGUGUUGCUAAUGAGAGUUUCACGCCUUUCUGCCCAGAAACUAUCUCUCCAAAGCAAGAUGACUCAGCUUGGUUUUUCCAUUCACUAGGAAGGAGAAGCUCAUUCUCACCAAUCAAGGUGACAAGUGAUUAUCAUUCCUGUGAAUGUGGCACUUUUGCAUUUAAUACAUUUAAUUCAAAUUUUUUUUUUUAAUCACUUCUGGGGAGGUGGGAAGCCCGAUGUUUUGAGAGUAACUUAUUAAAGUUCACAACUCAUUCAUCAACA
This is a messenger RNA of Anoplopoma fimbria (sablefish), 1136 nucleotides long. RefSeq names its product coiled-coil domain containing 124 (gene ccdc124). Gene Ontology annotation, biological process: transcription by RNA polymerase II. Lineage: Eukaryota; Metazoa; Chordata; Actinopteri; Perciformes; Anoplopomatidae. The record is from RefSeq and is a predicted model, not a curated record. Gene Ontology annotation, molecular function: transcription coactivator activity. The coding region runs from base 130 to 792 and encodes 220 amino acids. Gene Ontology annotation, cellular component: nucleus. The transcript has 5 exons.